Neoarthrinium moseri is the source of this 1722-nucleotide messenger RNA. RefSeq lists its product as uncharacterized. The transcript has 3 exons. The coding region runs from base 1 to 1722 and encodes 573 amino acids. The record is from RefSeq and is a predicted model, not a curated record. Gene Ontology annotation, molecular function: L-glutamate gamma-semialdehyde dehydrogenase (NAD+) activity. Gene Ontology annotation, cellular component: mitochondrial matrix. Lineage: Eukaryota; Fungi; Ascomycota; Sordariomycetes; Amphisphaeriales; Apiosporaceae.
AUGCAGAGAACUUUCGUGUUGAGGCCAUGUGUGAGGCAGCUUCGCACCAGCCUGCAAGGCGUGACGGCGAAGAGGGGCAGGGCCACCGUCCCUUUCAAACUACCAGCUCCUCGUAAUGAGCCCAAUCCUGAAUACAAAAAAGGCUCUGUUGAGCGCCAGAAGCUCGAGGAGGCUUUGACCAAGCUCCGAUCACAGCUUCCCCUAAAGAGUAAGAUUAUCGUGAAUGGCCAAGCGCAAGCACAUUCGAAGGCAAUAGAUCAGCCACUUCCUGGCGAGCAUGCCACUACUUUCACCAGCUGUCCAUUGGCGAGUAAGGAGCAAGUGAGCAACGCUAUUGAAUCAGCCCUGAAGGUCAAGAAGUCCUGGGAACAGACACCAUUCGUCGACCGAGCGGCAAUCUUCUUGAAGGCUGCCGAGCUUGUAACUACCAAGUACCGCUAUGAGAUUAUCGCGGCUACCAUGCUCGGCCAGGGCAAGAAUAUCUGGCAAGGCGAGGUUGACGCUGCUGCCGAACUCGCCGACAUUUUCCGCCUUAACUGCAAUUAUGCUGCAGAGCUCCUUGAAAGGCAACCGGACCGUGGCAGUGAUGGAAUGUGGAGCCGCUUGGACUGGCGGCCUCUAGAGGGUUUCGUCUAUGCAGUAUCUCCAUUCAAUUUCACUGCCAUCGGUGGUAACCUGGUUUCAGGGCCUGCGUUGAUGGGCAACGUAGUUUUGUGGAAACCAUCCGCGUCCAACAUCUACGCCAGCCAAAUCGUCUAUAAGAUCCUUCUGGAGGCUGGUCUCCCUGCCGAUGUUAUACAGUUCGUCCCCGGUGAUGCCGAGGAGGUAACAUCUACUGUCCUUGACCACCGAGAGUUCGCAGGGUUGAACUUCGUUGGUUCCUCAGACGUAUUCCGCUCUUUAUACGCGAGGAUUGGCGAUGGCAUUGGCAAAAACGUCUACCGGGAUUUCCCCCGAGUCGUGGGCGAGACUAGUGGCAAGAACUUCACCCUGCUCCACCCUUCAGCCACCGUCCCCAGCGCUGUGAACCACGUUAUUCGUGCCUCCUUCGAGUACCAGGGUCAAAAGUGCUCAGCCACUUCACGUCUCUACCUUCCAGAAUCUAGAUCCAAGGAAUUCCUUGACAGCUUCCAGUCGAAGGUCAAGGAAAUCACCAUCGGUAACCCUGACAAAGACCUUGCAGCUUUCAUGGGUCCUGUUAUUCACCAACGAUCCUUUGACAAGAUCAAAUCCAUUAUCGAUGCCAGCAACAACGACCCAUCGCUCAAGCUGCUGGCAGGCGGCAAGUACGACGACUGCAAGGGCUUCUACGUCGAGCCGACAGUUUAUCUAUCAGACUCGCCGACACACAGGCUGUUUGAUGAAGAGAUUUUUGGACCUGUUUUGGUUAUUUACGUGUACCCCGACCACAAAUGGUCAUCUGUCUUGGAGCAGGUUGACAAGAGCGGAGGCGGCUUUGCCUUGACCGGUUCUAUCUUUUCUAACAGUCGUGCUGCGCUCAGAGAGGCGGAGGACGCCCUGCGAUAUUCCGCAGGCAACCUGUACUUGAACUGCAAGACUACUGCAGCUCUCAUUGGCCAGCAGUCGUUCGGCGGUAGCCGAGCGAGCGGCACCAAUGACAAGGCCGGCAGUUCUAACGUCCUGUUACGUUUCACAAGUCCUCGGCUGAUCAAAGAGGAAUUCUUUGAGCAGCAUGAAUUCCAGUACCCUAGCAAUGUUUAA